Molecule: messenger RNA, 3223 nt
Organism: Polypterus senegalus (gray bichir)
Lineage: Eukaryota; Metazoa; Chordata; Cladistia; Polypteriformes; Polypteridae
Product: histamine H3 receptor-like
Exons: 3
Coding region: 375-1676 (433 amino acids)
Biological process (GO): adenylate cyclase-activating adrenergic receptor signaling pathway
Cellular component (GO): membrane
Molecular function (GO): histamine receptor activity
Source: RefSeq, a predicted model, not a curated record
CCAAUCACGGAAUGCAUCAAGGUUAAAAGUGAAGGACCGAUAGAAGGAGGCGGCCAGCUGCUGCAGUCGCUCAAUAACGGUGAACUUGAAUGAGUGGGAUUUAAUGAAUUAGAGACAAGGCGUCAAAUCUCCAGCAUCUCCUCCUCACAGAUGCGCUCUUCGCAGUAAAAACUAUCCGCCGGACUUAGCCAGCUCUGAUGAUCUCGCUCUGUAAAUAAAUAUGAGAAAUGUAUCAGUGCAGUAGCUGAAGCUGAGGUGUAGUCUACGAAAACCUGGCGACGAGCUGUGAUGCGACGUCUGAGCGCAGAAAGUCUGUCGCUAUCAACUGAGCCACUGACCAAAUCGCUUCAAGGCAAAACUCCAUAGGCUAAAUUAUGGACACGUCCGUGGAAUACGAUGUGAACAAAUCGGAGUCGAUCGGAAGAAAGGAGCACCUGUUCAAAGCGCCAUACCCGACGCUGUGGACCGCCGUGCUAACCUUUCUUAUCGCCCUGCUGGUGGUGGCCACCGUCUUUGGAAACGCGCUGGUCAUGCUGGCGUUUGUCGUGGACAAGAGCCUCAGGACACAGAACAACUUUUUCCUCCUAAAUCUGGCGAUUUCCGAUUUCUUAGUGGGUGCAUUCUGCAUCCCCCUCUAUACCCCCUAUGUGCUGACGGGGCGAUGGACUCUUGGCAGAACGCUCUGCAAACUCUGGCUGGUGAUGGAUUAUCUGCUUUGCACCUCAUCCGUUUUCAACAUUGUGUUGAUCAGUUAUGACCGAUUCCUCUCUGUCACCCAAGCUGUUGCUUACAGAGCCCAACAAGGGAAAAUAUGUCAAGCUGUUGGCAAAAUGGUUCUAGUCUGGGUGUUGGCAUUCCUGCUAUAUGGCCCUGCCAUAAUGACAUGGGAGUAUAUUGCUGGGGGCAGCACUGUUGAAAAUGAAGAAUGCUAUGCAGGGUUUUAUUAUAAUUGGCAUUUUCUAAUGACGGCAUCGACUGUGGAGUUCUUCACUCCUUUUGUAAGUGUAACCUUCUUUAAUUUGAGCAUAUACCUGAAUAUCCGAAGGCGCACUAAACCUCAAAGCGAAGGGAUUAAAGAGAUGUGGGUCAAAGCCAAGGCAGGUGGGCAAAAGGGGAAGGCCUUGCAGCACCUUUUUUUUUUCAAAUUGCAGAAUCCUGAGGAUUCCAAAACAAAAGAAAAGAAGAUGACCCAAAAAAAUUCUCAUGCAAUGAUAACAAAGGUUGAGAUCCAACAUGGCAAUUCAGAGUCUGCGGAUUUGAUCAGACCCCUUGGCGAGGGUCCUUCAGACAAGCCUGAUGGCGCUAACUGCAAUGAUAUUCAAUCCCAAAGCAUACCUCCUUUAGAUGGACAUAUAAGAGUAAUUUCCAAUAAUUCUUCUCACAGGUACAGGCUUCUCAGAGACAAAAAGGUGGCCAAGUCUCUUGCUAUCAUUGUCUGUACCUUUGGGGUUUGCUGGGCACCUUACACCUUGCUGAUGAUUAUCCGGGCAGCUUGUAAUGACACUUGUGUAUCCAAGGACUGGUAUGAGGUAACCUUCUGGCUUCUUUGGAUUAACUCGGCCAUUAAUCCUGUUCUUUAUCCUUUGUGUCAUAAUAGUUUUAGAAAGGCAUUUGUAAAGAUUCUCUGCCAGAAAAAAUUCAAGAUCAAGCCUCAGAUGAGUUUAAAAUAUACGUAAGUGAACAUUCUCUGUUUAAAAAGAGUCGUGAAUCAUUCCUGUCAAAGAAUCUUGUCUUCAUCAUCUUGUGGCUUUGAGCAUCAGAUGUUACCAAAAAAAGAGGUGACCCAAGUAGUAAAAAUAUAAAAUCAAUAUCCAAGGUGAAUAGCAGACAUACAGUAUACAGAUUAUUUCAUUUCAUCAGGAAAACAACAUCUAUUAUUUUCUCAAUGUGAGCUUCAGAGAGAUGGGUGUUUGGAUUAACUGCCUUCUCAGAUGGAUUGGAAUGAUCAUCAAGUUCCUCUUUUUAAUGCUGUUAUUACUGAAAUUCUCUUUUUGUCCUUCAGCUUCUGCAAACUGUGGCAUCACACUUAUCUCACACAUGUGCAUUUUUGAAAUAACUGUUCCAAUGUGCCCAUGAUGAGCAAAGAUUAUGAAGAAAUGUCAGCAUGCACAUGAAGGUCAACUAGUCCUUUGAUUUUCUUCAUGGGAGUUUCGCCACACGAAUGUUUGAAACAAUUAUAGGGAAUUUCCUCUUGAGAAUUCCACUUCAUGAACCGAGUGAUUGAACACUGGCUCAGACAACUCUGGAAGCAGUGAUUGAAUCUGCAUCGUUAUUCAGCUUUGAAAAUCUGCACUUAGCUAGUAAACAGCGGCAAUUGUAAGGCAAUUUCAUCCAAUCUGAUGCUUGUAUUUAUUCUGUCAUAAAGAAAACACAGAUUUGUGGAGGUAGAUUGGGAAAAAUACAGUAUACACUGUAUCAGUGAGAGGAAGAUGACCAGCAGGAAGAGUCAUGUGGAGCAUAUCAGGGGGCUACUUUUAAUGAUAAUCUUAACUGAUUGACAGGAGCAUCCCUUCGAGGGGAUAAAAAUAGAUAGCACUCAAGUCCCCAGGUGGGUCUCACCAGAGACCAUGGAGCUGUAAUUAUCUAUAGGUUGCAUAAGUUAUAUUUAUUUGUCCAAGUGCUAGAAUACUAUGUUUCUUUGUAUCAUUGAAGUCUGUUGUCUCCUUUUAUAAGAAAAUGCCUUUGUACAAGUGCUGUCCUGCAAAUUGUGUCAGUCCAUGAGUGAAGAAGCAGGCCAUCCAUGGGCCUAAUAGAGUCCACACCAGUUUUCCCUAAAGUGGACCAGAGUCAUAUUACAAUCUGGACAAUGUAAGUCUUUGUGCUUGUGAGGCCAGCCCAGUCCCUGUUACUUGUUACAAUGCAUAGGAAACUCAUGGCUUCCAGUUAGAUGGUGGUAGUUGAGUCAUUAAAUUACCUAAAGAGAUGUGUUUAUAUUCAAGGAGUUAAAACUGUGAAUCCAUCAGUGUAUAUGGAAUUAAAUAGCGAAUUCAAAAAAUAUGUGUUAGUUAAUUCCAUGUCAAAUAAUAAACAUAUGAUAAAGUACAUUAGUAGAUGCUCUACCAAAAACCAGCUGUAGAGCAAAUACCCACUUUUGCUUUUUUUUAACAAAGAAUUGAUGUCCACUAUUUUGCUUCUUUCACGGAGCACUUCUUCUUGAUUACAUCUUGCCUGAAGAAAAGGGGCCUGGGUUGCCUCGAAAGCUUACAUGUUGUAAAUGUUUUAG